Brachypodium distachyon (stiff brome) is the source of this 1735-nucleotide messenger RNA. Its product is annotated as pollen-specific leucine-rich repeat extensin-like protein 3. Gene Ontology annotation, molecular function: protein binding. The record is from RefSeq and is a predicted model, not a curated record. Lineage: Eukaryota; Viridiplantae; Streptophyta; Magnoliopsida; Poales; Poaceae. The transcript has a single exon. The coding region runs from base 21 to 1538 and encodes 505 amino acids.
UCGCAUUCCUAACAAGAAAUAUGGGCACCCUCCCGCCGUUCAUCGCCGUCCUCUUGCUCCUCCUUUCCUCGGCAUCAGGGCUCACUGCCGAUGAGGCAGCGGCGCGCCGUCGGCAGCUGCUGCUGGGCCCGGCCCCGGAGCCGCACGUCGACCGCGUCCACAUCGACAUCAACAUCCAGAUCAAGAUCAGCAACCCGCGGCUGCAGUCGGCGCACACGGCGCUGCACGCGCUCAAGCGCGCGCUCUACUCCGACCCGGGCAACUUCACGGGCAACUGGGAUGGUCCCGACGUGUGCGCCUACAACGGCGUCUUCUGCGUCCCGUCCCCCGACGACCCCUCGGCCAGCGUGGUUGCCACCGUGGACAUGAACGGCGCCGACGUGGCGGGGUACCUCCCCAAGGAGAUCGGGCUCAUGUCCGACCUGGCCGUGCUCCACCUCAACUCCAACCGCUUCUGCGGGGUCAUCCCGGAGGAGAUCAAGAACAUGUCGCAGCUGUACGAGCUCGACGCCAGCAACAACCGCUUCGUGGGGCCCUUCCCUGACGUCGUGCUGCGGGUCCCCAAGCUCAGCUACCUCGACAUCCGGUUCAACGACUUCGAUGGCCCCAUCCCGCCGGAGCUCUUCUUGAGACCCUACGAUGCCAUCUUACUCAACAACAACCGCUUCACUGCCGGGAUCCCGGACACCAUUGGCAAGUCCAAGGCGUCGGUGAUCGUGCUGGCAAACAACGAGCUCGGCGGCUGCAUACCUCGGACCAUUGGGGAUGCUGCCGCCACGUUGGACGAGUUCAUCUUCGUUAACAAUAGCCUUACGGGGUGCCUCCCCGUGGAGACGGGGAUGCUGCACACCACCACGGUUGUGGAUGUCAGCGGCAACGCGCUCACGGGGCCCAUCCCGCCCACGCUGUCCGGGCUGGCCAAGGUGGAGCAGCUGGACCUGUCGGGGAACAGGUUCACGGGGGAGCUGUUCAAGGCCGUGUGCGAGCUGCCGGCGUUGGCUAACCUCUCGGUGUCUUAUAACUUCUUGGCCAAGGAAGACGGCGUGUGCAGCGCCGCGGGCAACCCGCCGGAGGACAAGUACUCGUUCGAGGAUCAAGGGAAUUGCAUGGGAGAGGCUAGGCCUUUCCAGAGGAGUGCAGCUGAGUGUGGGCCUGUGGUCAGCAGUCCAGUGGAUUGCACCAAGCUACAACGUUGCGGAUGGCCGGCGCCACCGCCGCCACCCGUUUUUCCUCCCCCACCACCGGCACCGGUACCAUCUCCGCCUCCGCCACCCCCCGUAUUUUCUCCUCCACCGCCGGCACCGGUCCCAUCCCCGCCACCGCCGCCGCCCGUAUUCUCUCCUCCACCACCGGCACCGGUACCAUCUCCGCCACCGCCGCCGCCCGUAUUCUCUCCUCCGCCACCUGCACUGGUACCAUCGCCACCACCGCCGCCCGUCUUCCCGCCCCCGCCUCCAUAUCAUAAGCCAGUUUUCCUACCGCCAGUAAGGGGUACAAAAUACCAAUCGCCGCCACCGCCGCAGUUUGCAGGAUACUGAUCUGUUGAGAGCAUGCAUGAUGUGUCUAGAUGUUAACUGUUGUUGUUCCAAUAUUAGCACAGUUGAAAUUGAAUGUAAUACAAAAGCACAUACUUUUACCACACCGAGGGCGCCCAUUUGUGUUUCUCCAUAGCUUCUCACGUACUCUCUUUUCUUGUCUUCCAAAAGUUGACAUUUCCGAAAUUGACAUGGCCUCC